This is a messenger RNA of Cantharellus anzutake, 1612 nucleotides long. Its product is annotated as alpha-tubulin. The transcript has 10 exons. The coding region runs from base 67 to 1545 and encodes 492 amino acids. Gene Ontology annotation, biological process: nuclear division; microtubule cytoskeleton organization; nuclear migration by microtubule mediated pushing forces. Gene Ontology annotation, cellular component: nucleus; cytoplasm; spindle. Gene Ontology annotation, molecular function: structural constituent of cytoskeleton; GTP binding. The record is from RefSeq and is a predicted model, not a curated record. NCBI's taxonomy places the organism in Eukaryota, Fungi, Basidiomycota, Agaricomycetes, Cantharellales, Hydnaceae.
AAACCCCGCGUCGGUCCACCUUUCCUUUUUCUAAGAUAUUUCCUGCACCAAUCCUCAUACUCUACAAUGCGCGAAGUCAUCUCUCUCCACGUCGGCCAGGCAGGUGUUCAGAUUGGUAACGCUUGCUGGGAGCUUUACACUAUCGAACAUGGCCUUAAUGUACGUGCUGGUUUGUUUCACUCCGAUGUUAAAGCGUCCGAAUGUUGGAUUGAUGAAACUGAAUUUUUUCUUUCUGGUUUUCGUGUCGCGUCAUGGUCGCAUUUUCUCGUUCUACUGCGUGGAUUACUACAGCCUGAUGGACGUCUGAAGGAAGACUCGCCCUCCCACUCUGAUCAGGGCUUCAGUACCUUUUUCUCAGAGACUGGUGCUGGGAAGCAUGUCCCAAGAUCACUUUACAUUGAUCUUGAACCCAAUGUCAUCGAUGAGGUCCGAACUGGUCCUUAUCGCAGCCUCUUCCAUCCUGAGACACUUGUGAAUGGAAAAGAAGAUGCUGCUAACAACUAUGCGCGUGGGCACUACACCGUUGGCAAGGAGUUAAUCGACACCGUCAUGGAUAAGAUCCGCAGGCUGGCAGAUAACUGCAGUGGCUUGCAAGGCUUCUUUACUUUCCACUCCUUUGGUGGUGGCACUGGUUCCGGCUUCGGUGCAUUGCUUCUCGAACGUUUGUCGACAGACUAUGGCAAGAAAUGUAAACUUGAAUUCUCCGUGUACCCCGCUCCUAAAAUGUCAAGCUCCGUCGUCGAGCCAUACAAUAGCAUCCUUACAACCCACACAACCCUCGAGCACUCCGAUUGCUCAUUCAUGGUCGACAACGAAGCCAUCUACGAAAUUUGCAAAAGGAAUCUUGGUGUCACCUCACCCAGCUUCACCAACUUGAACCGAAUAAUCGCCCAGGUUGUCUCAAGCGUCACCGCAUCCCUCCGUUUCGAUGGAAGCCUUAAUGUCGAUCUCAACGAGUUCCAGACUAACCUUGUUCCCUUCCCUCGUAUUCAUUUCCCUCUCGCUACCUAUGCUCCAAUCAUCUCAGCCGAGAAGGCAUUCCACGAGCAGAACUCAGUUGCCGAAAUGACCUACUCGUGUUUCGAGGCUGGUAAUCAGAUGGUGAAAUGUGAUCCCCGCGACGGCAAAUACAUGGCUUGCUGUCUUUUAUACCGUGGCGAUGUUGCUCCUAAGGAGGCAACCGCUGCAGUGACCACCAUCAAGACGAAGCGUACCAUUCAGUUCGUCGACUGGUGCCCAACUGGUUUCAAGCUUGGUAUCUGCAAUGAGGCUCCUGCCCUCGUUCCAGGUGGUGAUCUUGCCAAGGUCUCUCGCAGCCUUUGCAUGUUGUCCAAUACCACCGCGAUUGCGUCUGCCUGGAGCCGAUUGGAUCACAAGUUCGAUCUUUUGUACUCGAAGCGUGCCUUCGUUCACUGGUACGUUGGUGAAGGCAUGGAAGAAGGCGAGUUCUCCGAGGCUCGUGAGGAUCUUGCUGCCCUCGAGAAGGACUAUGAGGAGGUUGGCGUCGACUCUGCCGAUGUUGAGGAGGUUGAGGCAGAAUACUAGAUGUUCCGUUUCUGCUAAUGGUUUUUUCACGAUCUUUGAUGCUUCAGUUUGCAUAUCACUUUUUUUU